Molecule: messenger RNA, 1835 nt
Organism: Thecamonas trahens ATCC 50062
Lineage: Eukaryota; Apusomonadida; Apusomonadidae
Product: geranylgeranyl transferase type-2 subunit alpha
Exons: 2
Coding region: 1-1713 (570 amino acids)
Biological process (GO): protein geranylgeranylation
Cellular component (GO): cytoplasm; Rab-protein geranylgeranyltransferase complex
Molecular function (GO): Rab geranylgeranyltransferase activity
Source: RefSeq, a predicted model, not a curated record
AUGCUUCACGGACGACUGAAGAAGAAGACGCCCGCGGCGCUCGAGGCGGCCCGGGCGGCCAAGGUGGCGGCGCGGGUCAAGGCGUACCGGGCAUGCGUGGCCAAGGCCAUGGAGAGCAGACAGGCAGGGUCGAACGAUGAGGCGGCGCUCGAGACAGUGACCCGGGCGCUGGAGAUGAACUCGGACCUGUACUCGCUGUGGAACUACCGGAGGGAGAUGCUGAUGGCCCGCAUGGCCGACGGGCGGGCCGAGCCGGCCGACACUGCCGCCGUCGAGCUCGCCUUUACCGCCCGUUGCCUGCGGUCGAACCCAAAGUCGUACUGGCUCUGGCAUCACAGGGUGUGGGUCAUGGAGAUGGACGGCUACACGCCCGACUUUGCCGAGGAGCUCCGCCUCUGCGGCCUCAUGCUCGACGCCGACGAUCGCAACUUCCACUGCUGGAACUACCGCCGCUACAUCGCUGGCACCGCCGCCGUGCCCGACGCCGACGAGCUCGACUACACCCUCGACCGCAUCAACGCAAACUUCUCAAACUACUCGGCCUGGCACUACCGCUCACACCUCCUGCCGCGCAUCCACGGCCCGGACUUUGCCGCCUCGGACUCGUCCUUUGCCACCACAGAGUUUGAGCUCGUCCAGUCGGCCUUUUACACAGAGCCCGACGACCAGUCCGCCUGGCUCUACCACCGCUGGCUCCUCGGCCGAUCCGCCGCCCCACCGCGCCUCACCGCCGUCAUUGCCCUCCCAGGCCCGGCACCCAUCCUCGCGCUCGUCUUCUCCGUCCCGGUCGCCGGCGUCGCGCCUACAAACGUCACCGUCGCCCCACUCCCGCCCACAUCCCCGCCGCUGCGCUGGCGCCCCGCCCACUCGGGCCGCCUCGCCGGCGGCUUGUCGCCGGUCUGGCUCGCUACUCUCGACGCGUCGCCCGCCACACUCUCGGUCGCCGUCAACACUGGGCCGGGCAUCGCCGCCAAGGACGGUUCGCCGCUGAUCGACGGCGUCGCCAUGAACGCCGAGCUCGAGCUGCCGGGACCGGCCACCGUCGUGCUCGAGCUCGACGCCCAGCUCGCUGCCGCUGCUGCUGCCCGUUCCGACCUGCUCGCCCGCGAGCUUGCCGCCUGCGACGAGCUUCUCGACCUCGAGCCCGAUGCAAAGUGGGCGCUCCUCACCAAGGCCUUCAUUCUUGAAGCUCUCGAUCCGGCCUCGCCCGUCCUCGACACCCUCUACACUUGCCUCCUCGACGUCGAUCCCUAUCGCGCCGGUUUUUACCGCGACGCGCUCUCGCGCCGUACCCUCGACGCCGCACUCGCCGAUCAUGACUCCGCAUCGCUCUCGUUUGCUCUUCCUGCCGCCGGACUGGUCGCCCUUGGCCCGCGGACACACGCCCUCGCCUCCGCCACCGCCCUCGACUUUUCUGGCAACCCGCUGCGCUGCCUUGCCGGUGCAGAGGCUUUUGUCUCGGCCACCGCCCUCGAUCUCUCGUCGUGUGGCCUCCGCGAGCUCGGCACACACCUCGCCGACCUUCCGGUCCUCGCCUCGCUCAACCUCGCCAACAACGCACUCCAUCCCGACCCGGCCGUCGCGUUUGCCGGUCUUGCAGGCUCGCCGCUCGCUGCUUCACUCACUGCCCUCGACCUCUCGGGCAACGACGGGUACGACACGCCGGCUGCCGCCGUCGCCGUCGCCGCCAUCUUUCCGCGCCUUGCCCACUGAUGGCGCGCCUCACAGCUCAUCACCGUGCCCGACUGGAAGGUCGGCUCCGGUGUGCCGCGGCCCGCCGUCGGCCUCCCACCGCUUCCGGCGAGCCUCGGCCAUCAUGCCGGCCACCGCCGCCU